Molecule: messenger RNA, 862 nt
Organism: Zea mays
Lineage: Eukaryota; Viridiplantae; Streptophyta; Magnoliopsida; Poales; Poaceae
Exons: 3
Coding region: 276-692 (138 amino acids)
Source: RefSeq, marked validated
GUUCUCAUUCCACUCUCCAACGCGCACCGGGCGGUUUUUCGUUCCUUUCUUUUUUUUUCCCCUCUUCCCCUUCCCCUUCUCCUUCCAGCGGCGCUCAGGCCACCGCCGGCCAAUCCCAUCACCCGCCGGAUAGGGAUCGACCCGUUCGUUGAUUGGCGCGCGCCUGCGAUCGAUCGAUUGGAUUGCAGGGUUAGGGCGGCCGCCGUCGAGAUAGAUCGAUCCAUCCAUCGAUCGAAUUGGUUUUGUUGGUGGAUCGGAGAUAUUCAUUCGGGUCCAUGGGUCGGCUGCUGCUGGUGAGCCUCCCGGCGACGGGCGCCGUCAUCUACCGCUGCAAGCACUGCGACACCCACCUCGCCUACGACACCGACAUCAUCGCAAGGACGUUCCGCUGCAAGAACGGCAAGGCCUACCUCUUCAACAGGAUCGUGAAUGUGAAUGUUGGUACGAAGGAGGAGGACCGGAUGAUGACGACGGGCCUGCACACCGUGUGCGACAUCUUCUGCGUCGCCUGCGGAGCCAUACUCGGCUGGAAAUACCUCGUCGCCUUCGACAAGAGCCAGAGGUACAAGGAAGGCAAGUUCAUCCUCGACAGGUCCACCGCCUUGGCAGCCGCUCCUGGUGAUGCCGCUGCUGACCACCACCACCACCACGCUCGCGUAGCAAGCUCCGAUGACGAAGAUGACCAUAUGUGAAUGAUGAUGAUGAUGAAUGUCAUCUGCAUUGCAUUCACCAUAAUCCCUUGCUAUCUGUAAAUACUCUACUCCGCUUGUUGUAGUCGUUCGUCGUAAAGCACCUAUAUGUUUCCAUUUGUUCAACCUAUCAGACUAUGAUAUGAUCAGCAAGUAAGGUCCAUUUGUUUGGA